GCACCGUUUUCAUCAAGUCUAUUGAUGCCUCCGCCCAUUGCAAGAAUGCCACCUACCUAUGUGAGCAGAUAGAGGAGGUGAUUAAUGAGGUGGGUGAAGAGAACGUGGUACAGGUGGUGACUGACAAUGCACCAAAUUAUGUUGCUGCAGGCAGACUAUUGAUGGAGAGGCACCCAUCUAUAGUUUGGACUCCAUGUGCCGCCCAUUGCAUUGACCUCAUGUUAGAGGAUAUUGGAAAACUUCCAUGGGUCAAGACAUGUGUAGAAAAGGCAAGAAAUGUGUGCAAAUUUGUAUAUAAUCAUUCAUGGGUGUUGGCUCUUAUGAGACAAUACACAGAGCAUAAGGAGUUAGCUCGUCCAGGAAUCACAAGAUUUGCCACAAACUUCAUCACAUUGCAGUCCAUGCUUCGUUGUAAGAUGGCCUUGAGACGUAUGAUUGUUGGUGAGGAGUGGUCUUCCUCAUCCUAUGCUGCCACCCCAGCAGGAAAAGAUAUGGCAGACUGCAUUUUUGAUGAGCGAGGCUUUUGGAGCCCUUGUGAUGAGAUAGUGAAGUUUGUUAAGCCCUUGGUGGUUUUGUUGCGAGUUGCGGAUGGAGAAAAGCCCGCAAUGGGCUACAUAUAUGAGGGCAUGGAUAGGGCGAAAGAGGGCAUCAAAUCUAUCUAUGCAGGAGAUGAGAGCAAGUAUGGUCCCAUUUGGUAGAUCAUUGAUAAGAGAUGGCAUCAUCAGCUUCAUAGGCCCAUCCAUGCAGCAGCCUAUUAUUUGAAUCCGGCAUUCCAUUUUAGCCCUACUUUCAGGGCUGAUGCGGAGGUCCUUGAUGGGCUAUACUCAGUCAUGGAGAAGAUGGCACCUGUUGGUUGUACUCAGACAGAUCUUAUGCGAGAGCUACAGUUGUUCUCAAAUGCACAAGGGGAGACCUUUUCUCGUCCUAUCGCCAAAGAAAGUAGGACAACUAUGAUGCCAGAUAAUUGGUGGAACUUUUUUGGCCCAACGACACCAAAUCUUCAAAAGUUGGCCAUUCGCAUCUUGAGCCAACCAUGCAGUGCAUCUGGUUGUGAGCGCAAUUGGAGUAUGUUUGAGCACAUACACUCCAAGAGGCGCAAUAGAUUAUCCGUGGAGAAGAUGAAUGAUCUUAUCUUUGUUCACUACAACCUCCGCCUGAGAAUGAGAAAGAAUGCAUUAGCUGACAUCUCUCCUAUCAUUCUAGAUGAGGUUGAUCCUGAGGCAGAGUGGGCCAUUGAGACAGAUCCUGUGGCUGUCUUUAGUGAUGAUGACACUGAUUGGAUCGACCAGGUAGAUAUAGAGGCUGAGGCUGUAGCCAUGGCAGAGGAGGAGCAGAGAGCACGAGCAGAGAGCACGAGCAGAGAGAGGAGAUUCAGAGGCAGAUGGUGAUAGUGACAGAGAUGGUGACAGUGACACAGAUGUUCCUGAUGUUGGUGAGCAUGGCGUGGUGUCACGAGGAGCGGCUAUGGCUGCCCAAUCAUCUAUGACCUACCUUAGACGCCUUCGUAGGGGGCCGGGGCCUUCAUUGGAGCCGACGUCGGGGCCGGAGGGUGCAGACUCCUCUGCGCCAUAGGCUUGUAGAUGUAUUUACCUUUGUUAUUUGUAUGGAACAUUUGAUGAUGAUCAUAUGAUGACAUGGAUUUUUUAUUCCAUGAGUUUUGUAAUAUUGUAUACAUUUGACAAUAUUUAUAUAUCUAUGUUUGUUA
Messenger RNA from Cryptomeria japonica (Japanese cedar), 1705 nucleotides. RefSeq lists its product as uncharacterized. NCBI's taxonomy places the organism in Eukaryota, Viridiplantae, Streptophyta, Pinopsida, Cupressales, Cupressaceae. Bases 831 to 1388 code for a protein of 185 amino acids. The record is from RefSeq and is a predicted model, not a curated record. The transcript has 4 exons. Gene Ontology annotation, molecular function: protein dimerization activity.